CACUAUAAUAUAAAUGCCUAAGUUUUUUAAGUGUUACUAUUCUGUACCACUGUAGGAACCUAUUUAAUUCAUAAAACAUAAAUUUAUAAAAAACAAUUAUAAUCUAUGACUUAGAUCAUGAAAAUUUAAAAAUUAUAUUUAACAAAUGUUUUUGUUUAGUUAUAAAAAAACAGCCCUUUAAACAGAUUUAACCUAUUUAACAUGUUGUCAAGAAAAAAUAAAGAUACUAGAACUAUUAAAGAAGGAGUGGUUGGAAAAUAUGUAAAAAAAGACAAACCACCGGAAAUACCAAUUAUAAAUGUAUGGACUACAGAACCUUUCAGAAAAAAUAACCACAGCCGGACUAAUGUUUCAGAAUCUCCAAAUGCAAAUAAUACAAACCAACCAAGUGGUACAGUUCAAAAAUUCGGUAAUGUGAAAAAUACACCAUCUCCAUCAAUGCUAAUUGGCCAUGAAGGGAAGUAUACUCCUAGUAGUUCUGUUCCUGAUUUAGCUCAAAAAUUUGCCAAUGCUAAUUUAUGGAGUAGUUCACCAGGUAUAGCUGCUGAUCAAUCAAUAAAUGUUAGAAAUUGUAGCAAUAGAUAUAUUUCCAAUGACUGCCACAUUAAUCAUCAAAUAGGAACACAUACUAGUGCCACUUGUUUGCCUUAUCAUUCACACUCUGAUUUAGCAGAGUCAUCUGUUAUUUUACAUGGAUUUGGUGACAAUACAAUUUACUCGCCAGCAUUAUCACAAUGUUUCCCAACGAUUCAAUUACAGCACAAGAAUGAAAUUAUUAAUACUCAUCAUUCCACCCCAGCCUUACAUAAUAUUGGACAGACUGUUCCAAUACCAUUACCUUCAGGCGGAGGGGAAGAACUUCCCUUACCACCAGGUUGGUCUGUAGACUUAACAUUAAGAGGUCGUAAGUAUUAUAUCGACCACAAUACAAAAACUACACACUGGUCACAUCCUUUAGAAAAAGAAGGUCUUCCUACUGGAUGGGAACGUAUUGAAAGUGAUGAGUAUGGAGUAUAUUUUGUUAAUCACAUUUCUCGACAAGCACAAUAUGAGCAUCCAUGUGCUCCACACUAUAUUUAUCAACCAGAAGUGAGAAUUCCAUUGCCACUUUUACCUCCCCCGCCACCAAGACCUACACAUUUUCAUCCUCAUAAUAUGCUGGUACCUGCUAAUCCUUAUCUAAAUCAAGAAAUCCCUGUAUGGCUCAAUGUUUAUUCUCAUGCAGCACAAACAUUAGAUCAUAAACUUAGAUGGGAAAUGUUUAGGCUACCAGAACUUGACUGUUUCAAUGCUAUGUUGACUCGUUUAUAUAAACAAGAAUUGGAAGAGAUUGUUAUGCGUUAUGAAGUUUAUAGAUCUGCAUUAUUGUUUGAAAUGGAUAGAAGACAUAUGCAAUCUCAAUAUAUUGAAACGAAUGAAUAUAAUCGUUAUGGACCAGGACCACGUAUUAUUGAUGUAACAAAUGAUAAUCUACGUGAAGUUGCACUAUCGCAACAUACAGAAACUAAAGUUUAAUUAUUAAGUAUUCAAAUUUAAUUUUAUAAUAUUGUGCAAGUUAUUUUACAUUGUUUUUUUAUACCACUACUAUGGUUAAUUAGUUAAUGAUACUAUGAAUAUAUUAAAAUAUCAUUAAGGUUUUACUACAUUCUGUGAUUGUUAAAUUAAUAUUUAAUAAUGUAAUUACUAUUAUGACUAAAAUAGGAUAUGGUCGAAAUAAAGCUUCUAUUAUUUUUAUUAUAA
Messenger RNA from Melanaphis sacchari, 1740 nucleotides. It is a transcript of the gene sav, whose product is annotated as scaffold protein salvador. Gene Ontology annotation, biological process: hippo signaling; apoptotic process; regulation of cell population proliferation. The transcript has 10 exons. Gene Ontology annotation, molecular function: protein binding; molecular adaptor activity. The record is from RefSeq and is a predicted model, not a curated record. Lineage: Eukaryota; Metazoa; Arthropoda; Insecta; Hemiptera; Aphididae. The coding region runs from base 202 to 1515 and encodes 437 amino acids.